Molecule: messenger RNA, 1605 nt
Organism: Thyridium curvatum
Lineage: Eukaryota; Fungi; Ascomycota; Sordariomycetes; Thyridiales; Thyridiaceae
Exons: 4
Coding region: 1-1605 (534 amino acids)
Source: RefSeq, a predicted model, not a curated record
AUGCGUCCUACGCUUCUAACCCUCGUCGGCAGCUUCGCCGCAGGCGUAUUUGCUAGCUACCCAGCCAAGACCAAAAAUGUCCAGGAUGUCUUUGACACGUCCAUGGCGGUGCUGGACACAUACUACGACCCCAGCGCUGGCUACAUCUACGACUUCAGCGAGGCAGCUCUUCGUCACACCGUUACGGAGACUGCCUGGUAUGCUCUCGGCCUUGUCAUGCGAAACGAUGGCAACGAUAUUGAGGAGGCCGAGAAGAUCAUCAACAACCUGGUCAGGGGCCAGUUCAAGGACAAGUCCAAGCAGUGGUACGGCACGUACCAGAAAUACCCCGAGGAGCCCGUCGUCGGCUCCGACGUCUACCCGCAGAGGAUCUACUGGACGUGGGAUCCCAACUGGCGCGGCUUCGUGGGUACAACCUUUGUCAUGAUCCUUGAAGAAUACUCGGACCGCAUCUCCAACGAGACUCAGGAGCUCAUCGUGGAAUCUCUGAGGCACGCCGUGAUUGGAGACACGUAUCGAGUCGGAGGUGUUGAUAAUGACAAUCUGUAUCCUGGAUACAGCAACCCGGCAAUCAUGAGGGCGUUCACCUCGGGCUGGCUGGGCCGUCGCAUCAACGACGAGAACAUGACCAGAUCCGGGGAAGCAUAUGCCAACGAGAUCAUUGAGCUCUUCAACAUCACAAACACGCUGUCCGAGUUCAACAGCGGCACGUAUACCGGGAUUUCUCUCUUUGGCCUGACCCUCUGGAGCACCUACCUGCCCAAAGACUCUGUCAUGGCGCAGUGUGCUCCGAACAUGAUCCGAAAAACCUGGAACUCUGUUUCUGAGCUAUGGCAUCCCGGCAUGAGGAAUCUCGCAGGCCCCUGGGACCGGGCAUACGGCUGGGACAUGAACCGUUACUUUAGCAUCAUGGGCGUGUGGUUCUGGGCAUACCUAGGCAAGGAGCACUCCUCGCUCAUCAAACACGCCCAAGCGAUGACGCACUCCAAAGACCACGCUUGGGCGCCUGUCAUAUCAGUGUUGGCCGACAAGCAGGCCGCGCUACUCCCCGAAGGCUUCUUCGAGAAGCUCAAGACCUUCCAGGGGGAGCAUACCUCUGAGAACAAGGUGUAUUAUCCUCCGUAUGACUUGGAGAUCAGAAACGUCUCGACCUGGCUGUCAAGAAACCUGACCAUCGGGGCCCAGUCCAUCAAUCAGAUGGCUGUCGGUGGUCCCACGACAACUGCCUUUACGCCUGCUGGCGUCCAGUGGACGGCGGGCGACCAGAUUGGUUUCUGGAUUCUUCGACCUACAGAGAAGAAACUCCAGUCUGUGGUCUCUCCUGGCAAGCUGAGCCUGACUUACCCGGAAGGUACCAACCAGUCUGUCUUCGAAUUUGCCAUGUCGACAUUCCGAAGCAAGCCGAUGAUGAAUAGUCUCGAUGACAUACCAAAUCUCAAGAUAUCCGUCUCGGGCAAUGUCAACCAUGCCCCCAAUUUGACCUUCGCGGGAGUCAACGGUGGCGCGGGGAAACCAUUGCAGUCGUUUGAUGUGUGGAUCUUCAGGUUUUCCAUGCCCAAGUGCUUCAAAGGAAAGCCUACAAUCACUCUAGACUUUGCAGUUUGA